Messenger RNA from Megalops cyprinoides (Indo-Pacific tarpon), 3573 nucleotides. RefSeq names its product segment polarity protein dishevelled homolog DVL-1-like. The record is from RefSeq and is a predicted model, not a curated record. Gene Ontology annotation, molecular function: frizzled binding. The transcript has 15 exons. Gene Ontology annotation, biological process: intracellular signal transduction; canonical Wnt signaling pathway. Gene Ontology annotation, cellular component: cytosol. NCBI's taxonomy places the organism in Eukaryota, Metazoa, Chordata, Actinopteri, Elopiformes, Megalopidae. The coding region runs from base 274 to 2487 and encodes 737 amino acids.
GUAGCUAGCAACCGUACUGUUGAGACACAUUGGAACUGCAUUACAGACACCCAGGUCUCGGCUAUGUCUGUGUUCCAGCCUGUGUUGUUAAAUACAGGUUUAUUUAUUUUAUAGCGUGUAAUAUACCGUCGGAUGUAUUUAUUGACAGUAGCUAUUAUUAUUUAUAGCAGUACUUGCCUAGGUGGCUAGCUAGCUAACGUUAUAGGUUUUGUAUUGCACCGCCACAGCCCUUUUUCCUUUCUCUACUUCAAUGAUUGUCCUAUUCACAUUCUCAUGGCGGAGACUAAAAUAAUCUAUCAUAUAGACGAGGAGGAGACUCCUUACUUAGUGAAAUUGACAGUUCCUCCUGAGAAAGUCACUUUGGCAGAUUUCAAAAAUGUCCUUAACAAUCGUCCGGUCAACAGUUACAAAUUCUUCUUUAAAUCCAUGGACCAAGAUUUUGGGGUCGUCAAGGAGGAGAUCUCCGAUGACAAUGCCAAGCUGCCCUGCUUCAAUGGGAGAGUGGUGUCCUGGCUGGUCCUGGCGGAGAGCUCCCACUCGGACGGGGUGUCGCUGUGCACGGAGAGCCACCCGGAGCUGCCACCGCCCCUGGAGAGAACGGGGGGCAUCGGGGACUCCAGACCCCCAUCCUUCCAUGCCCAUGCGGUGAGCAGUCGUGACGGUCUGGACACGGAGACGGGCAGCGAGUCCCUGCUCAGCCACCGGAGAGAGAGGGAGCGAGAGAGGGCCCGGAGGAGGAGAGAGGCAGAGUUCCCUCGUGUGAACGGCCACUCCAAGGCCGAGCGCGUGGCGCGGGACUCCGCCAUGGGCUGCGACAGCGCCUCCAUGAUGAGCAGUGAGCUGGAGUCCAGCUCCUUCAUCGACAGCGAGGAGGAGGAGGACGCCAGCAGGCUCAGCAGCUCCACGGAGCGGAGCUCCUCCUCCCAGCUGAUGCGGAGACACAAACGGCGGCGGCGGCGGCACAAAGUGGCCAAAAUCGACCGGUCAUCCUCCUUCAGCAGCAUCACAGACUCCACCAUGAGCCUCAACAUCAUCACCGUCACCCUCAACAUGGAGAAGUACAACUUCCUGGGGAUCAGCAUUGUGGGCCAGAGCAACGACCGGGGCGACGGGGGGAUCUACAUCGGCUCCAUCAUGAAGGGGGGCGCGGUGGCGGCGGACGGCCGGAUCGAGCCAGGGGACAUGCUCUUACAGGUGAAUGACGUGAACUUUGAGAACAUGAGCAACGACGACGCCGUGAGGAUCCUCAGAGAGAUUGUCUCCAAGACCGGCCCCAUCAGCCUGACAGUGGCCAAGUGCUGGGAUCCCUCACCUCGCAGCUACUUCACUAUCCCCAGAGCGGAACCAGUGAGGCCUAUUGACCCCGCGGCCUGGAUCUCCCACACCACCGCGCUGACUGGUUCCUACCCGCAGUACGAGUUUGACGACCUGCCCCUGUCGGUCAGCAAGACAGACAUGGCGACCAUUGUCAAGGUGAUGCAGCUGCCAGACUCGGGCCUGGAGAUCAGAGACAGGAUGUGGCUGAAGAUCACCAUCGCCAAUGCCGUCAUUGGCGCGGACGUGGUGGACUGGCUGUACUCCCGGGUGGAGGGCUUUAAGGACCGGAGGGAUGCCAGGAAGUACGCCAGCAGCCUGCUGAAACAUGGCUACCUGAGGCACACCGUCAACAAGAUCACCUUCUCUGAGCAGUGCUACUACACGUUCGGGGACCUCUGCCAAAACAUGGCGUCUCUAAAUCUGAACGAGGGCUCCAGCGGUGGGGGCUCCGAGCAGGACACCCUGGCCCCCUUGCCCCCACCUGCCACCAACCCCUGGCCUCUCGGGGGCCAGCCGUUUCCCUACCCGCCGUACCCCACAGCGCCCCCUGGCUUCCCCCCGGGAUACUCGGACCCCUGCCACAGUUUCCACAGCGGCAGCGCGGGCAGCCAGCAGAGUGAGGGCAGCCGAAGCAGCGGGUCCAACCCCAGUGCCGGGAAAGGCCGACGCCCGUCGCCGCGAGAGAAGGAUCGCAAGUCGACGGGCAGCGGGGGCAGCGAAUCAGAGCCGGGCACCCGGGGAGGGAGGCGGAGCGAGAGGUCAGCCAGUCAGAUGAGCCACCACAGCCAUGCUCACUCAAAUCGUAGCCACGCCCACUCCUCCCACAGCCACGCGCAUUCGUCCUACAGCCACGCCCACUCCCACCGGAGCCACAUCCACUCCCAGCACAGCCGCGCCUCCUUCUCCUACAGCCACGCCCCCUUCAAGCAGCACAGCCACGCCUCUUGCACGCACAGCGAGCGAAGCCACGCCUCCUCCUACGGCCCGCCUGGCCUGCCCCCACCUUACAGCCUCGCCCGCCUGGCGCCCAAGACCUCGGCAAACAGCGGCCCUCCAGGGGCGCCGCCGGUGCGCGAGCUGGGGGCCGUCCCCCCAGAGCUCACCGCCAGCCGCCAGUCCUUCCAGCACGCCAUGGGCAACCCCUGCGAGUUCUUCGUUGACAUCAUGUGACAGGACAGUGCCUUUCUUUUUUUUCUGAAGCACACGGCACAGCUCUGCUGGUUCCCCUCCACAGACGUCGAACCCUCUCCCACAGCCUCCCCUGUACCUGCUACCGACCAACCGUCCCUGAGCUCAGAGACCUGAGACUACUGCACAAUCAGCCGUUUCCUCAUUGUGCACAUUAGUGUGUGUUGAAUCAAGGGAAGACAUUACAGAACCACAUGCCUAGGUUUUCACAUGUUCUCCUAGCAAGACUAAGCCACUGCAGACCUGUUCUGCCAGGCCUUCCAACAGGCCCAGGUUUGGAUCUCAAUCCCCCAGACCUGGAGUCUUUGGAGGCAGUCUGAUUCUGGGCUCUGAAAGGAGGACAGGAAGAAGGACCUCCUUCGCAACUACAUUUCCCAGAAGCCUCUGCACCCAGCCUUCAGCAGUAACUGUCAGCAAGUGAUAUUUAUCCGGUUUCAAAUGCCAGGUAAUCUUGAAAAACUGAGAUUACAUUUGCCAACACAAAAAAGGACCCUUUCCACAGUUAAGAGUGGGCGGGAGCCUUUUGUAUUUAGCGCUCAAAAGAGGCACUACAGCUAAAAAGAAAUUUUUAAAAGAGGAUGACAUGUUUGCAUGGAAGUCUCUCUUUGUGUGGGGAGGUCUGUCUCCUUAAAACAGCUGGACUCAGAAAACACAGGGAAUGCCUUUGUAUUUAUUGUAAUGUUCCAGUUACAGUGUGCUACGUUGUCUCUCAAUGUAUUGAUUCAGACGCAGUUGAAGUGACAGACAAGACAAUCAGACAGUGCCCGUAGUGGUUCUGCAGACUGGUGCUAGCACAAAUUUACCCAGCACCCUCCUGAUCGAGGAACCACACGUUAGACCUACUGUCUCCGCAGAAUGUAUUCGGUUUCACCAUCAACGAAUAACUCACACAAGCUUCUCUCGUAGAAUUUCUUUAUAAAGCUGGUUCAGAUGAUCGUUGUUGAAAUAAGUUAAUGCGCUACUGUAUGGCUUUACUGCAUCACCAUUAUACUGAUUCCAUAUCAAGACUAAUGGGGCCAAGGUUAACAUAAGCCUCCACACAUAGCUGGGGGAUUGUUUUACGUAAAA